UUUUGUGUCUCUCUGCUGUAUUUAGGUCUGGUUCAGUUAGCACUCGAAAUGGCCAAAGUAGGGACAUUUGUGGUCAAAAGGAACCAUUUGCAAUUCUUAUUCAGGGAGGCCAUGCCCGAGUCAGACUUUACGUGGACAAUUAUCAUCAUUAUUAUCAUACAACAUUGAAGGCUUUGUAUUUUGUGAAGAACAACGCAGGCAUGGAUGCUUCCUAUCAACAUGACUGGAAUGCCACAGUCGGUAACAUCAGUUCUACAACAGUCAAUGUCAGUUGGUUGCCUUUGAAUACUAGCAGCUUAAAUUCCACAGACAUAUAUGGUUAUGUAGCUGUUUGCAUACGCAGAGGUAGCAGUGACAUUCUUCUGCUGAGUGUAGAAAAUGCUUCGUCUUCCAAUACCAUGGUGCGCAAUCUGAAACCCUACAGCAAUUACGAAGUCAAGGUUGUUGCUCUCCUUAAAGAUCGAGUAACUAAUGUAACAACACUGAAAAGCAGUGAGAAAACUGACAUACGUACGAAAGAGGGCGUUCCCGGUUAUGUUCCAUGGGUGUAUGGAUACGAUCAUGGUCCCAACUCUCUUGAGAUUAACUGGUCUCCAAUACCUGAAGAAGAUACUCAUGGAGUUCUUCUUGGCUACGUCGUGUAUUAUAGACGUUAUGGUUCCUACGAGAACUUCACCACUGUCAAAGUGAACGCAAGUACCCGAGAAUUGAGGAUUACAGGUCUCUUGGAGGCCACGAGAUAUGAAAUCAAAGUUGCAGGUCGUACACCUUCUGGAGAGGGUCCUUUGCGUACCACAUAUGAGAGCACGGCUUGUGCAGGGAACUUCAGUGGUAUUACAGGUGAAAUCAAUAUAACAAGCAGCUCAUACUAUUCAGGACAUUGUUACUUGGAACUCCAUUCACCGUUAGUGAACUCAAGCAUACUUCUGGUUGUUCAACGUUUCCAGAUGCAGUAUUGCUGGUCUGGUUCAGUUAGCACUCGUAAUGGCCAAAGUAGGAACAUUUGUGGUCAAAAGGAACCAUUUGCAAUUCUUAUUCUGGGAGGCUAUGCCCGAGUCAGACUUAACGUGUACCAGCAUUAUUAUUAUCAUACAACAUUGAAGGCUUUGUAUUUUGUGAGGAACAACACAGGCAUAGAUGCUUCCUAUCAACAUGGUUGGAAUGUCACAGUCGGCAACAUCAGUCCUACAACAGUCAAUGUCAGUUGGCUGCCUUUGAAUACCAGCAGCUUAAAUUCCACUGACAUAUAUGGUUAUGUGGCUGUUUGCAUACGCAGAGGUAGCAGUGACAUUCUCCUGUUGAGUGUAGAAAAUGCUUCAUCUUCCAAUACCAUGGUGCGCAAUCUGAAACCCUACAGCAAUUACGAAGUCAAGGUUGUUGCUCUCCUCAAUGAUCGAGUAACUAAUGUAGCAACACUGAAAAGCAGCGAGAAAACUGACAUACGUACGAAAGAGGGCGUUCCUGGUUAUGUUCCACGGGUGUACGGAUAUAAUCUUGGUCCCAACUCUCUCGAGAUUAACUGGUCUCCUAUACCUGAAGAAGAUACUCAUGGAGUUCUUCUUGGCUACGUGGUGUAUUUCAGACGUUAUGGUUCCUACGAGAACUUCACCACUGUCAAAGUGAACGCAAGUACCCGAGUAUUGAGGAUUACAGGUCUCAUGGAGGCCACGAGAUAUGAAAUCAAAGUUGCAGGUCGUACAUCUGUUGGCGAGGGUCCUUUGCGUACCAGAUAUGUGAGCACAGCUUGUGGACAGACCUUCAAUGGUACAACAAGUGAAAUCAAUGUAAUAACCUCAUACUAUUCAGGAUAUUGUAUCUGGGAAAUCCAUUCACCUUUAGUGAACUCAAGCGUGCUUCUUGUUGUUCAACGUUUCCAAAUGCAGUAUUGCUGGUAAGAACUUUGGAUCAUUCCAUUAUUGUUAUGAACUUACUUCCAUGUGGUUGUGUUACCAGAGGCAGCCCAGACCUACUGUAUGUGGAAUGAAUUUAUAAACAACCGAACCAUAACAUUUAUGUCUUCAAAUCUUCUGAAACAAAUGAUAAUGAUGAGUGCUGUAUUUCCCGCGCUCUGUU
This is a messenger RNA of Orbicella faveolata, 2073 nucleotides long. RefSeq lists its product as uncharacterized. Gene Ontology annotation, biological process: cell-matrix adhesion. Gene Ontology annotation, molecular function: protein binding; calcium ion binding. The record is from RefSeq and is a predicted model, not a curated record. Lineage: Eukaryota; Metazoa; Cnidaria; Anthozoa; Scleractinia; Merulinidae.